Astyanax mexicanus (Mexican tetra) is the source of this 1385-nucleotide messenger RNA. It is a transcript of the gene npm2a, whose product is annotated as nucleophosmin/nucleoplasmin, 2a. The coding region runs from base 237 to 674 and encodes 145 amino acids. Gene Ontology annotation, biological process: chromatin remodeling. The record is from RefSeq and is a predicted model, not a curated record. Gene Ontology annotation, molecular function: chromatin binding; histone binding; RNA binding. Lineage: Eukaryota; Metazoa; Chordata; Actinopteri; Characiformes; Acestrorhamphidae. The transcript has 6 exons. Gene Ontology annotation, cellular component: nucleolus; nucleoplasm; cytoplasm.
AUACACACAUUCCGUUAGUCAUUACCUUGCUCAUGGGUCUGAUACAUUAUUUACAUUAUCCUACGUCGUUUAAAUUCAAUUCUGGCCAUUUUUAAUGGAUACAAAUCGUUUUAGCUUGCACCAGGUGAAGGUAGUGACACUGAAACAUUAGCUACAUUCUGAAGCUUAAAGUUUUCAAGUCGUAGUAGCAGUUAAAUGUAUUUUUCUCCACUAGAGCCUGAACUGGGCUGGCUGAAAUGACCACCUGUGUUCCUCAAGAUGUUUCCAUAGCUUCGGUCAGCCUGUCGGAUUUAACCAGCUCUUCGUCAGUUUCAGAUAGAGCCUGUGUUCAAUGGGGAUGUGAGCUCAGUGCUGCCCAGACCACGGCUGUGUUUGAGGUAGAGGACGACCUUCUGGAGAACCAGUUCUUCAUCAAAACAAUAUGCCUGAGUGCGGAGGCAAGCGACGAGAUGCACGUAGUGGCGGUAUCUGACGGCGUUGGCGGAUCCAAGCCUGUUCCAAUUGCCACCCUCCGUCACUGUAUGCCCAUGGUCAGUUUUCCUGGUUUGGAGCUCUUGCCUCCUGUCACCUUCCAGCUGUGUUCAGGCAAAGGACCAGUGUUUAUCUCAGGUCAACACAUCACAUUGAGUCCUGCUGAAGUCACAGUGGAAGAGGAAGAAGGUGGCUUGGACUGACUGAAGCCCGCUGGGUUUAUUUCCAUCAACAAUGGCAUAAGGCAGACCAUGUCCUUUGUCUGUAAUGAAACAAUCUGCUUUGUUUUUCUUUGUCUGAUUGGAUUUGUGGCUUUGGAGAUUACAUUUGUGAUAGUUUACUUAAGGUAAUAUGGCUGUAUGAUUGUGGUGUAAACUCCAGUACUCCAAUUAGCAGUUUUUGUCCAGAUAGAUGGAUUUGUUUAGACUUGAUAGGCUGAGAUCAGAUGCAUAACGCAUAUCAGGGGAAGAAUCCAAUCCUGUCUGUCUAAACAAAGCUCUUGGCUGUAUGUAUCCACCAGACCCAAAUGCUGGAAUCAGAUUUGUCUCUCUUCCUAUUCAGCUGAGCAGAUUCAGAUGGCAAGCAUGCAGUCAAAUAAUUGUUUGCAGAAAUGAAUGUAAUGCAAAUGAGAACCUCACAAAGCUGACUAGUUUUUUUGUUAUUUAGAUUUCCAUGACAAGUUAGAAUACAUGAGAACAACCAGAUUUGCCUCAGUGUCUGAAUCUGAGCCAACAGUUUUGUAAUCUGUUUUGUUUAUGCAAUAAUUACUCUGUUUUCCUGUGGGGGGAAAAUGUGCAUUUGAUUUCAUGAUUUUAAUGGUAAUGCACAUCAGAAUCUUUGUUAAAUAACAUUCAUUGCCAGCUAAACGUACAACGAAUCAAAGAAUCAUGUAUAAUAAAACAAUUUUAAUAUCA